Molecule: messenger RNA, 7731 nt
Organism: Trichoplusia ni (cabbage looper)
Lineage: Eukaryota; Metazoa; Arthropoda; Insecta; Lepidoptera; Noctuidae
Gene: osp
Product: protein outspread
Exons: 18
Coding region: 393-6254 (1953 amino acids)
Biological process (GO): actin filament organization
Cellular component (GO): actin cytoskeleton
Molecular function (GO): actin filament binding
Source: RefSeq, a predicted model, not a curated record
CUGUGUUCGCUGCUUUUCUAUCAGAUGUAAAAUGGACGGGCGGUCGUGUCGCUGCGCGCUCGCGAACUCCGCGUGUUCGUUGUGAAAUCGAUGUUUAUUGUUUUAUAUUUUGACGUGAAUACGAAUAUUGUUUACGCGAUUGUACGACUACUUCGGUGUUCGGUUGCCGAAGGAGAUUGUGUUUAGUGCAUGUGUUUUUUGUAUGACGUUAGCGCUCACUUCAUUUGCAGUGAUUUCGCUGAUAGCUCACUCACCGGUGGGUGCGCGCGUGAUAAACUACUUGUUCGGUACGAAAAAAGGCGAUUAAUCGUCUAGUGUGGGUGUUUUACAGUAGCAUCAUGCUGUGUACGGUGACAUAGUGAACGUUGAAUAGACCCUGACCUCUGGCAAUCAUGUCUGGGCGAUCGGAUUGCAGGAAAUUUGCACCAAACAUCUUCAAUAAGAGCAAAUGCACUAAUUGCUUCCGACAGAAGGAGGAGCAUAGUGCUGAAGCUUUGGAAUCUAAUCGGGCAAGCCGCAAGAUAUCAAAAUGCGGGUAUCUAUUCGUGGCUCCCGGGUGGGACUUCUCCAAUCCGCUCUACAGAACAAAGAGAUGGCAGCGGAGGUGGUUCGUCCUGUACGACGAUGGCGAGCUGACGUACUCGCUGGACGAACACCCAGACACAGUCCCUCAAGCCAGCAUCGACAUGACGACGGUGCUGGAGGUGAGCGAGGCGGACAGCGUGACGGGGCAUGCCUACAGCCUGGCCAUCACGGCUCCCGAGAGAGUCACCUUCGUCAAGGGCACUUGCCGCGAGGAGGCCAGGUGGUGGUCUGAUGUGCUCAGCGUCUAUCCCAGAAGCAAGGGUCGGCAUAAGAGGAACGCCACGUUUCCCGGUGGCCAGACUGCGAGCUUGCUGCAAUCAUCGACUACCAGAAAAUAUUCAGCAGACGCAUCGACGCUUCGCGACGUGGCGGACGGGUGCCAGGCGUCCAGACCUCGGUACUGCUCGGGAGGCACCACGACCUGGCCGGGCCCGAGGGUGCAGCCGCCGCAGCCGGAGAUCCCCAGCCUCGCGGCACCAACACCUAUUGACACCAAAGUAUACACAGACCAGCCUGUAUCGUCGGCCUCCCCGCCGACGCGAGACAAGAUCAAUGGUGAGGAGAAGGCGCGCUCCCGCCGCCGGGAUACCUGGGCAGAGCCCACCUCGCCACCCGUCACUGAUGAUGCGACUGUAGGUGUUCGCUCGCCGCUACUGCAGCAGCAGCACCAGCAGUAUGAUGAGCAGCUCCGUGACAUUGCCGCGUCGCUCACCCGGCCGCGCUCCCGCAGAGCUCUUCCGCCCACGCUCGAGAGACCUACAAGACUGCCGCCACCUGACCGACUACCGGCUCGCGGUUCUCCGGACGGUGGAGCUCCACCAGAAGAACCCAGUUCGAGUUCAGCAAGCGAAGGAAGCGAGCCAGCGGACGCAGCAGAACCCACUGAAAAUGGAGAAGGCGGUCGAGUAGAACUGCCCGCCGAGAGGCUGCUCCACGCACGAGCUGGGUGGCUGCAGAGGCGAGGACCGGCUGGCUGGUCGCGACACUGGUUCGUCCUCCGAGGGGCAGCCCUUUUGUACUUCAGAGAUCCCCAUGCAGAACAGCGAGGACUGAUGGAUGGAGUCAUAGAUUUGAGUGGAAUAUCAAGGGUGGUGGAGUUGCCAACAUCGGCGUCCACAAAUGGAUAUGCUUUUGAGACUGAGACUUGGGAUGGAAAACAUAUCGUGCUUUCCGCGGUAACGGCUGGCAUUCGAGCCAACUGGGUGUCAGCUAUGCGACGAACAGCCGGCUUGCCGGACACGGGACCGCUGUCACUGAUUCUAAGGGAGGAUGCUGUGGACCAGGCUUCUGAAUCCUCAACAUCACCUAUUACUCCCAUCACACCUGUCACAGGCAAGUCAGCACCCUUCUCGUCCGACGAAGAAUACCGAACGGCAUCUGAAGGUGGGCGUAGAGAUAGUGCUGACUGGGGAGACCUGGGAUCACAGCCUCCACCGUCUCCACUUCUCACUAGGACCCCAGUAUCCAAAGUCAAAGAAAAAGUUCGCGGAAGAAGUUCCCAUCACACACCCCCACGUGCCGAUACACCGAAGGGUGAAAGAGACGAAAUUGAUUCAACCAAAGAAAAAGACCGCACCGCCGACGAAGUGGAUGAAAACGAAAAACCUGUAGAAGCGAGAAAGCGUAGCUACAUAUCGACCAUCGACAAACAAUCCAUCGAAAUCGACGACUUAAGGAAACAACUUAAGUUUGCACUGAACGAUGUCAGCGCUGCGGAAGCCGAGAUUUCAAGGCUACAGAAAUUAAAAACAGAGGCUGCUUUACAAGAAAAGCAAAUGGAGGAGCUAGUGACGAAACUGCAGAAGAAGGAAGAAGAGUUGUCACUGAGAACUAAAGAGGCUGAAAACUUAGACGCAAUCAAAGAUUUAUAUAACCAAGACAAAAAUCUUUGGGAGUCAAAAUUAACUGAAACGCAAAACUUUUUGAAAGAGUCGACUGAACAUUGUGAGUUAUUAACACGGCAGUUGACUUCAGCACAGGAAACAAUAGUCCAGUUACAGCGAGAGGUCAACGAACUGAAUGAAAAGUUGUUGAAGAGUGUCAAAGAUAGUGACAGCUUAUAUACAAGAAUAAAAGAUCUCGAAAGUCGGUCAGCUGUUGAAUCAGUUAUGCCAACCAGAGAGAAGAGAAAAAGUAUUGGCUCCCUCAGCGACCUUACGAAUAUAAACCAAGACUUAGAUCUAGAGUCUUUGGAGAAAGACAGGUUAAUAGAGGAGUAUGUUGAACUAAGGGACAGGUUCCUAAAAGCUAUUGAUGAAAUAAAAGCCAUGAAGAAGGAACUGCGUGACUCACAUAAUAUGUACGAUGAGCUUGAAAUAACCAACAUGAAGUUACGAAAUGAAAUGAAACUGCGAGAACAGUGCAGCCGCUCGGAGAUAGACCUGAUGGCAGCCCGUAUACUUGACCUGACGCAGAAGUUAACUGCGUCAGAUAAACAAGUGAGGACGCUGAAACACAAAAUACAGAAGUCUGAGUCGAGGGAGAAACGGCGCAGUCUCUCCUUAAAGGGAAGAGAAUCAUUCACUCUCGGUAAAGAAGUCGAGGAAAAAUUAACAGAGCUCGAAAACAAGAUCACCAUGUUAGAGACUGGCGAGCCGGUCCCCACGAUUAACUCUCCCUCCAAAAGUGCGUCUCCUGCCAAAGAAAAACCGUCCAAAUCCGAAGGUCUCUCGGACGAGAAGCGGAUGAAGAGACUCGCCGCUCGCCUGAGGAGGAAGUCUCUCGACAGCGCCACCAGCUCCGAGCCCAUGAAAAUGCUUGUUCGAUUAAGUUCGCUAGAAACCAAAGUCGCUUCCGCCCUCGAGAACCGUAAGGACCUCACCAACUCCUGCGAGUCAUUAAGUCAGGUUACACGAUUCACGGAGAGUCCGUCGUUCAAUGAAAACACCGAAAUCGCUAACAUUGGGACACAGUCGCAGAGGCAUCUGCUGGAGAGGCUGCAGAGCCUGGAGAAUGUAGUCAUACAUUCAAGGAACAAGGUUAACGAGUGCCUCUGUCAAAUGAGUGCAAUGAGGGCGGCCAAGUCGCGCAGGUCACCCUCACCCAGUCUCGAAAAGAAAUACAGCCUUAAGUCAAUGGAGAAGUGCCUCACGGAUGUUAGCAAGAGGCUGCAAGAGUGUUUCGAUAAGUGUGUGGUUGACUGCGACCAUAAUACGGAGGAACCGAAUGACAGCGUAGCCCAAGUGGUCGUGCAACUUGAAGAACAACUUAGAACUAAACUCCUCGAGAUAUCCAGAAGGAAGGCGGCGCUGUACGAAGCUGGCGAGCUGACGCAGAGGAAGAGUCUGGAGAUCCUCGCCGAGAAACUGGCGUACGAGGCCGUACUCGUCGGCAGAAUACAAGAGGCCCUUGAGUCCUCCAACGGAAGCAGAUUCUUUGCUAGAUUGAUCAAGUCUGAAAUUAUCGAAACUAGUCAACUUAUAGAUAACCUCAAACGCAAAAUUACCGGUGAAGGCAGCAGGAGCGGCGCCGGCACCAGGAGCUCUCUCGACUAUCUCGCGAUGAUCCUGACGCGUAAGAUCGACAUCGUCAACGGGUCCCGCGAGGCGCAGGAGCGACGCCGCUCUGAGCUCAUCAUCCACGGCGCUGAUCUCGAGGCGCUAAAGGCGUCGCAGCGCGAAGUGGCAGAAGCAGUCGACCGCUAUAAGAGCGAAAAGCUGGCCGAGCUGUGUUCCGCACUCGCUUGCGAAACACUCAGCUACGCGGCCCCAGCUGACGGCGACAUAGAGCGACAGCGUGCAAACUUAGAAGCGGCCCGCGUCCGCGAGGCCUGGGCCGCCGCCCGGGACGCGCUGGGCGCCGAGCUGGUGCAGGCGGAGGUGACGCGCGCGCUGGCCCGCGCCGCCGCGUCCUGCGACCAGCGCCUGGAGCAGGCCCGGCGCGCGCGCCUCACGCUCACCGCGCAGGACCGCGCCGACCUGGAGCUGUGGUGGCAGGCCGCGCACGACCACCUGCGCUGCGAGAUGGACGCCGCCGUCAAGGACAUCGCCGCGCGCUACCGCAGCUGCCUGGCCGGCGAGCGCCGCGCCAAGGAGGGCUCGCCCGGCCUGGACAGCCGCGCGCUGUUGGCGCAGCUGGCCGAGGCGCUGGCGCAGCGCGCGCUGGUGGACGCGCGCGUGGCCGUGCUGGACGGGACCUACCGCGCCUCCUCCCCGCGGGACACCGCCGCCGCGCGCCGCUCGGCGGAGGACGCCAUCUCCUCGCUGGAGGCCGACCCCGCGCAGGAGGCGGAGUUCGUCUACUUGUUCCAGCGAUUCUCGACCGAGUGCCGAGCGCUCUUCUCCAGUGACUGUUCGGGUAACAGUGAAGACUCGAUGAAGAUCGGCGAGAGCCUCGAGCGGGUUGAAGCGGCAGUGGCCGAGGUGCAGCGUCAGCUGCGCGAGCGCGGCGGGGAGGAGGCGGGCGCAGGCGGGGCCCGGGAGGGGUCCCGCGAGCCCUCGCCCGCCGGCGCCAGCGCGCUCGACCGUAUUGACGCUCUGCGCCGCCGUGUCGAAGCUCUGCAAGCGCUGGUGCCCUGCCAGCACUGCAAGCAGCUGCAGGACGCGUUGGACAGACUACACGAGGAGCGUGCUCGUGGUGAGUGCGCACUGGCGCAGCAGGCGAGCGCGCUGGCCGCAGCGCGUCGUGCGCGCGCGCAGCUGCUGACACAGCACGAGCGCGAGCGCGCGGCCCUGCGCGAGCGCGCCCGCACUCUGCAGCGACGCCUGGCCGCGCUCGACUCCGAGUACUCCGCACAGCUUGAGAACUUGCGAGCCGCUUAUCAGAGCGCAGUGGCGGCGGACACGCACGGCGACGGGCUGCGCGCGCGCUACCAGCAGGAGAUCGAGCAGCUGCGCGCUCUCUGCGAGAAGGGGCUGCUGGCCAUGGAGUCCUCGCACCGCCGCAUCGUGCGCGAGAUGGAGGACAAGCACCGCGCCGAGAGGGAGCAGCUCAGGCUGGACAAGGAGCAGGCCCUGGCGGAGGAGACCCGCGCGACCCUGGCGGCGCUGGACGCCAUGCGCAAGGCCCACGAGAGCGAGGUCCGGCGCGAGGUCGACAAGUUCAAGGCGGAGUUCCUCUCGCGCGGCGCACAACACGCGGACAUCACGCAGCUCAGCUCCCGACACCACCCAUUCUUCAGGCAAGAGAUGGAGGAGAUCAAGCGCGAGAUCCUGUCGCUGUCGGAGAAGUACUCCGUCAAGUGCGUGGAGUCAGCGGCGCUCGAGGAGAGGCUGGCCACCGCCACCGCGCAGCUUGCGCAGGCGCAUAACCACAUCAUGCAGCUUGACGCCAGGAACAAGCAGCUCCGCGCUCACUUGAUAUCCGAAGCGAAUGACAUGAAGAACUCUGACGCGUCGACUCUCUCCCAGCUCAUAGAGGACACUGGCUCGCAUGGGAGGGCGGAGGGCCCGCUGUGGGCGCACCUGCGCAGCCUCGCGGCCGGCUGGACGCGCGGACACAACAACACAGGCGAAGUCGUCGCUGUCGAGCCCGCUGCUGGAGGCGGCGCGGCCGGCGCGACCCGCCAAGAUACAGUACGCCAAGACCGAGAGCACAAGGAACCUGCAGCUCUCGCCCGUUCAGAAUUAAAGCCGAAAAAGCGCUGUUCGGGUCGCGGGCUGGCGCCCCUGUCGCCGAUGUCGCCGCUGGCGGGCAUGGUCGCAGAGCGCAAGAAGCGCUUCGAGGCGUAGCCCCACCCCCACUACCACGCCUGCACCUGGCCACUCGCCACUCGCUUGUACGCCGCACUAAACGUAGCCACGACGAAUGUGGAUAGCUUACCACAUGUAUUUUGUAUCUAAUCGGCCCGUUUUAUAUAACCAUAUAUAAGGAAAAAAUAACCGUCGUCUAUGGUAGCUUAGUUUGACAGCUUUUAUAGCAUAUGAUAUCAAAUUAGUAUGACUAAACCAUCGUAUACUAAGUAAUAAAUCCAAAUUAGUAAUACACGACGUAUAGGACCUAUGUUAUUGAUGUACUAAUAUGUUAAAAUGUAUACUUAUAUGAUAAGACCAAAUACACUUUCAACCAUAUCUAAAGUGGCCAGACCUUUACUCCCACCCACCACAUGUAUAUAAUCUUUGAGAACGUUACACUCUACUAAUUUUCUAAGUUUAGUUUUAGUCGAUUCGGUUAGUGAUGUGACUUGUGUAAAUUAUAUUAUGUAAAUACUAACGAUUGUAUCCUCAUUGUUUGUUUUCUUUAUGUUAAUCUUUAAGACGUUGUUACCAAAUAUUUCUUUGUAUUUAUAAUGUGUUUUGCGAGCAUUGGGGACGCAAUUAUCGGCACACAGUUAUAAAAUAACUUACCUCUUUUCCAAGUCUUGAACUAGCGAGUAUAUUUAUUUCUUUUACUUUUAGUUUUGUCUUAUUACUUUCUUGCAUUUCUCUAUUAUUGAUAACCGUAUGGUUGCGUCUGCAGCGCAUCUGGAUGCAUUGUAAUGGUGUUUAUAAGAGUGGACCUUAUCUGUAUGUGUGUCUAGAUAUAUUAUAAUUUAUAGAGUGUUUUGAUCGUUUACUGGCAUUUAUUGUCCGUAGAAAUUUAGCGAUGCUAUACAUUAACACAUAUGAUGUUUUAAUUUGACGUUUGGGCAAUAAAUGCAAAGGAACGGUUAGUAUAGAGGCAUAUUUAUACUCUUAAAUAUAAUUAUUAACAUGUUUACAAAAAUAAAAUAUAUAAUUUGCGUUAAUUUUGACUCUGAGCUCCCCACCUCUGUACAGAGCGCGACUGUUACCAUUCCCUGACUCCGGGCAUUGAUCCUGUCUUCCAGCGCACCUUCACAUUGUUGUGUAUAGUUUAACACUAGACGACCUAGGAUAGUUGUAUGUACCUAUUAUAUAACAUGUCACGAAAAAAUUGUAUACAUAAUAUAUAAAUGGAAUAAAUUGCUCAAUGUUAUCUAGUGGGUUAAAAAAAAUGUUAUACCAAAACUAUAGAAUGGAUUGUAAGUAAUACAAUGUGUGUAAACGACAUAAAUGUAAUUCUUCACGGCUAUAAUAAAUUAACUUAUGUUACUUGAGCUUUUUUAUACGCGGCCGGCGGCGAAGCGUGCUCAUAUGUUGUGUUCCCUUGUUUGUAUGUGUGUUGACAUACUUCCGCCGGCUGUCCUAGUUGACGUUGUGUUUAUAAUAACAUAUUAUAAAAUGAACAGUAAACUUACAUAAUACAAAA